CUCCUCCUCCUCUUCUUCUUCUUCUUCUCCUCCAUGCUUUUCUGAGCCGAGGGUCUAUUGGAAACAACUUCUCUACCUUCACUAGGUAGGGCUAAGGUCAGCGUACACACUAACCUCCCCAAACCCCACAUGUGGGAACAUACAGGGUGUGUUGUUGUUGUUGUUGUAAAUUCUUCUGUCUAUGCAGGCAAUGUAUAUCCGUGUCAAGCGUAAUAGGACCACCUACUUUAUUCAAUGUGACCCAACCGAGACAAUUCUACAAAUAAAGGAGAAAUUGUAUAACCUCAUAGAUCAACCAGUUAAUGAUCAGCGAUUAAUCUUGAUGCCUGCUGGAGACGUGUUGGAAGACUCGAAGUCCCUAGCUGAUCAGAAGGUUGAAAAUGAUGCUGUGGUGGCACUGACUCUGAGAAAAGAUGACAAUGCAUUUGAGGAUGUAAAUAUUGUGAGACCGAAUGACUUUUACCAGUCCCACGAUUCAGAAGGUGGUGCUAAUUGGUGACACACAUUCUGAUCCUCAACAAAGAUGUGUAUACUUUUACACUCUGAUCAGGGCAAUUGAUUUACCAGCGGCUGGUUUGAUGAAAUACUUACUGAGAUAGUUGUCGAGUUUCAUUUAGCACGAGAUUUUGUGAUAAAAAGUAUUUCCAAUCAAGAACUUUUAGUAGGAUUAAACAUUUUCAUGGAUGGAUGAAAAUUGCUGGCCAAUGUGUACCUUUAUCUUCU
Molecule: messenger RNA, 723 nt
Organism: Nicotiana tabacum (common tobacco)
Lineage: Eukaryota; Viridiplantae; Streptophyta; Magnoliopsida; Solanales; Solanaceae
Source: RefSeq, a predicted model, not a curated record